UUCUCUCUUUUUCCUCACAAAUUCUUGAAAAAUGUUCUUUUUUUGUUUCUUUGGGUACUUUUUCACUUCAUAGAUACAUUGCUACAGAGAAAAAAAAGAAAGAAGAAAAACUGUCCCUCUCCCUCGUCAUUUCUGUCCGAAGAGGGAAGAAGGCGGGUACUACUACAAUUUCCCUAAAAUUUUCAGCCAAGAUCCAUUUCUUCCCGCCUCCCAAAAACCAUUUACUAGGUUCUAAAAAAAUUCUCUCUGUUCUUUUUAACCUUGUUGUGUUGAUUAAUUUUGCAUUUUCUCAUUUUGAAAUUGGAAAAUCAAUGGCAGGUUGGUCGAAAUCCAGCUACAAAAAACCCAAAAACCCGAAAAGGCCUGUCAGAAAUGAAGUAGACUAUGAUAAUACAAAGCUAUUAUUCAUAGAAGUACUUACUAUAUUCAUUAAACAAGUUACUGGGGAUUUGUUUUAUAGGCCAUUACCACCAAUGUUAGGUGAUGGAAAAUCAGUUGAUUUAUUCAAGCUUUAUUUGGUUGUAAGGGAAAAUGGUGGGUAUGAGGGUGUUUGUGAAAAUGGGUUAUGGGGUUUAAUGGCUGAGAAUUGUGGGUUCAAUUCGGGUAAUGGGUUUGGUUUGAAAUUGGUUUAUGUUAAGUAUCUGGAUGUGUUUGAGAAAUGGAUGUUGAGAGUAAAGAGAAGGGGGGCUGGGGAAUGUGAGUUGGGUGAAGUUGAGUUGGAUUUGAAGGAGGUUUUAGCAAAAGUUGAGGAGGAAAAGGCGAGAGAUGGCGGAAAUGGGAAGUGGAAAUUGAUGAAGAAAGGUGAUGAUGGUGUUGAGGUUCGAGGUUUAGUGGGGUUGAAUGGAAAUACUGGGGGAUUUGAGUGUAAAAGUAAUUUGGACGAAGAGCAUAUGAAGUUCGUUGAUGGAAAGGAUGACUCGUUAAUAAAGUCUAGUAGAAAGAGGAAGAAAGGUAAAAAUGUGAAGUGUAAGUUGAGGAAAAAAGGUGAAGAGGUGUGUGAUGAUGAUGUCGAGGGUCAGGCUUUUGAGGGGUUGAGUGAAAGUAUUGUGAAAUUUGACAGUAAAAGUAAUUUGGACGAAGAGCAUUUGCAGGUUGUCGGUGGAAAGGAUGACUCAUUGAUGAAGUCUAGUAUGGUUGAGAAAGAUUGUUUUAGUAGGAAGAGGAAGAAAGGUGGAAAUGUGAAAUGUAAGUUGAGGCAGAAAAGUGAAGAGGCGUGUGAGGAUGGUGCUAAGGGUCGGGGGUUUGAGGGGUUGAAUGGAAGUACUGAGGGAUUUGAGGGUAAAAGUAAUUUGGACGAAGAACAUUUGAAGUUUGUCGAUGGAAAGGAUGACUCAUUAACGAAGUCUAGUGUGGUUGAGAAAGAUUGUAUAAGUAGGAAGAGGAAGAAAGGUGAAAAUGUGAAUUGUAAGUUGAGUAGAAAAGGUGAAGCGGUGUGUGCUGAUGGUGUUGAGGGUCGGAGCUUUGAGGGGUUGAAUGAAGGUAUUGAGAGAUUUGAGGGUAAAAGUAAUUUGGGCAGCAAUGUGAUUACUAGGAGUUUGAAGUUUGUCGAUGGAGCAGAUGACUCAUUAAAAAAAUCUAGUAGGAAGAGGAAGAAAGGUGAAAAUGUGAACUGUAAGUUGAGGAAAAAAGGUGAAGAGGUGUGUGAUGAUGGUGUUGAGGUUUGGAGUUUGAAGUUUGUCGAUGGAGCAGAUGACUCGUUAAAAAAGUCUAGUAGGAAGAGGAAUAAAGGUGAAAAUGUGAAUUGUAAGUUGAGGAUGAAAGGUGAAGAGGUGUGUGAUGGUGAUGCCGAGGCUCGGCGUUUUGUGGGGUUGAAUGGAAAUACUGAGGGAUUUGAUGGUAAAAGUAAAGUGAAGGAUAUUGAAGAAAAUAAGAAUUUUGUCUAUGACGAAGAGCAAUUGAAGUUUGUCAAUGGAACAGAUGGCUCGUUAACAAAGUCUAGUAUGGUUAAGGAAGAUUGUAUUAGUAGGAAGAGGAAGAAAGGUGAAAAUGUGAAUUGUAAGUUGAGGAAGAAAGCUGAAGAGGUAUGUGAUGAUGUUGAGGCUGGGGGUUUUGAGGGGUUGAAUGGAAGUAUUGUAAAAUUUGAUGGUAAAAGUAAUUUGGACGAAGAGCAUUUGAAGUUUGUUGAUGGAACAAAUGACUCGUUAACGAAGAUUAGUAUGGUUGAGGAAGAUUGUAUUAGUAGGAAGAGGAAGAGAGCUUUUGAUACCAUAGAUGGUGAACAGUUGUGUGAUGGCGUCGAGGCUCGGGGUUUUGGUGGGUUGAAUGGAAGUACUGAGGGAUUUGAUGGUAAAAGUAAUUUGGACAGCAAUGUGAUUACAAGGAGUGUUGUCUAUGAAGAAGAGAAUUUGAAGUUUGUGGAUGGAACAGAUGACUCGUUAACGAAGUCUAGUGUGGUUGAGGAGGAUUGCAUUAGUAGGAAGAGGAAGCGAGAAUCUUAUUUGGAUUUGGUGAAGUGGGUUAGUGAAGUUGCGAGAAAUCCUUGUGAUCCUGCUAUUGGUAUUUUGCCGGAAAGGUCUAAGUGGAAGGAUUAUGGGACUGAAGUGGUAUGGAAGCAGGUUCUGCUGAUGCGAGAUGACAUGCUUUUGAAAAGGGAUGUGGAUACGUGUGGCCAGUACUCAAUAUUGCAGAUAAAACAGAAGAUGCAUCCAUCUAUUUAUGAUGAUACUUCUGGUUCUGGAAGAUUAAGAUGCAGCCAGCGAGUCCUAUCUGCAAAAGAUCAUCUGAAAAAGAUGCGUGCACAGCAGUUUUCAGUGUCACCUUCAAGCUCUCAUAGUGGCGAGGAUCAGGUCGAUGGACCAACUUCUGCAGAGUUGGCAGUUGGUUUUUGGUGGAAACAGCGCAGAAAGAGAAUACCAGUUGGGUCACAGUUUCAAGCAGAUGUUCCCAAAUGGAUUGAGGAGGUCUAUGAAAGUGACUCUAAAUGGUUGGGCAUGGGAAUCUGGCCGCUAGACAAACGAGGGAAAAAAAGAACGUUAAUUGACAGAGGUCCUAUUGGGAAAGGAAGGCAAGAUACCUGUGGCUGCAAAUCCCGAGGUUCUUAUGACUGUGUCAAGUUUCAUCUUUCCGAGAAAAGAAGGAAGCUUAAGAUUGAUUUGGGAUCAGCUUAUUAUCAAUGGAAAUUUGACUAUAUGGGUGAAGAAGUUGCACUUUCUUGGUUAAAAGAAGAAGAACAGAAAUUUCAGGAUAUAGUGAAGUCGAACCCUUUGUCCGAGGAGAAGAGUUUCUGGAAUGAGAUAUUUAAGUUCUUUUCAAACAAAAACAGGGAGUCUUUGGUAAGCUACUACUUUAAUGUCUUCCUUCUACGGCGCAGGGGCAACCAGAAUAGGAGUCAUGCCAGUAAUGUUGACAGUGAUGAUGAUGAAUCAGAAUAUGGACCUAGAUUUGAUUGUUUUGGGCGGGAUGCUAAGUUCUCUAUCUUUCGUUCCCCAAGGAAAAGCACACCCGGGUCAGAGGCGGUACAAGAAUUUUGAAUGUGGUCAUGACAUUUCCGGUAACUGUAAAAUAUCUGAGUUUUGUUGUGCUUUUGCUCUUCAGCAAGUUAUUUCUUUUACAACUGCAGAGACAUGAUCCCAUCUUGGAGUUGUACAAUUUUUUUGAGUUUGAACAACGGAAAGUCAAAAGAUAAUGAGUUUUUCUCUAUUUCUUAGCCCGAACAGCUUCUCCCCAUCGUUUUGACCACGAACAUGUGUACGGAUGUUGCUUUACAACAAGUUCUUGAAGUAGUGAAGUACUCAAAAGUACAGGAGGGACAAGAUUACAAGGAAGAGUCUCUCUUAACAGCAAAAUGUUUUUCUAAGUUGAUGUACACAUGCUGUUGCACUUUCUGAUAUCCUCAUUGUUUAAUGAGAUUAUAUUUUCCAAACU
Molecule: messenger RNA, 3864 nt
Organism: Capsicum annuum
Lineage: Eukaryota; Viridiplantae; Streptophyta; Magnoliopsida; Solanales; Solanaceae
Exons: 2
Coding region: 312-3470 (1052 amino acids)
Molecular function (GO): DNA binding
Source: RefSeq, a predicted model, not a curated record